AUGCAGAACCUGUCGCGCUGCAAUCCCACUUUUCAUCUUGAUAACUAUAAGCUUUUCCAAGGGUUGGCUGCUACAGGUUUCUCCUUGGCCCCCAGUGACAACCUUUUCCUCACUGUUGCAGUGCCCAUCUACGUGCCAUUCCUUAUUGUUGGAUCUGUAUUUGUUGCCUUCAUCAUCUUGGGGUCCCUGGUGGCAGCUUGCUGCUGCAGAUGCCUGCGGCCCAAGCAGGAGCCCCAGCAGAGCCGAGCCCCUGGGGGCACCCGCCUGAUGGAGACGAUCCCCAUGAUCCCAAGUGCCAGCACCUCCCGGGGCUCCUCCUCCCGCCAGUCGAGCACCGCCGCCAGCUCCAGCUCCAGCGCCAACUCGGGGGCCAGAGCCCCGCCGACCAGGUCCCAGACCAACUGCUGUUUGCCAGAAGGGACCAUGAAUAACGUCUACGUCAACAUGCCGACGAACUUCUCGGUGCUGAACUGCCAGCAGGCCACCCAGAUCGUGCCGCACCAGGGCCAGUACCUGCACCCCCAGUAUGUGGGCUACGCUGUGCAGCACGACUCGAUGCCGCUGACACCGGUGCCCCCCUUUCUCGACGGUUUGCAGAGCGGCUACAGGCAGAUCCAGUCUCCCUACCCACACACCAACAGCGAACAGAAGAUGUACCCAGCUGUGACUGUGUAGCGCUGACGCCUUCCUCCCCCUCCACACCCAGCAGAUUUUAAUAUCUAAACUGAACGGAGGAGAAAUACUUCCUCGGAACGAAGCUCCCAGAACAUCACUUGUAAAUAAUUUUGAAAAGCCCGUGCAUGUCAGACAGUGUUUAUAAACCAUUUAUUUUCAUCGGAGUCCGUUGCCAGAAACUGUAGGAUGAUAUCUCUGAAUUAACGUUGCCAGAUACACUCUCAUUCCAGUGCAUGAUUUACAGCGGUGAAGGAUUAUGCUGAAAAUGCAUAUGUAUUUCUGAUCGCUGUGCUUGCAAGAUAAAUGCCAGAGCCAUUAAGUGCCCUUCAGGUAUGACAUGGUCAGAAGUAUUUGCCUAAUUAAUUUGUAGAAAGGUUUUUGUUACACUGUACAAGACCACAGUACUUAAGAAACCUCUUCUCUCUUCUCCCAGCUCCUUAAUGACAUUUCCCGUUGCUUUACAGACAAUCACAACUGAGCGCCGAACAGUGCAAUCGCUGCGUGCUGGUACCAGCCCCCAUGGUUUCUUACGCACCCCCGGUUUGGGGUGAAAUACCACAAGAGGCUUAGUCUUGUAAAGACUGAUUUUCCUUGUCCCUGGUAUUUAUAUAGGAAUUAGAAGAGUAUGAAUUAUUUGGCUCUUCCUUCCAGUGCACUUGAAACCCUUCUUGAUUUGGUUUUGCCUCAAGAUCAGGACCCAGUAGUGGCUUGCACAAACUUUAUCUUUGUGAACUUUUUACUAAAAACAGGGUAUGAGGUGCUUGCUCUUCCUGAUGCUCAGCAAAGCUUUUGGUACAGCUAGCAGCAUCUGAGCUGGAACUGCCUUUGCAAAGAAAGGUCGUACUUCGUACUGUGACUCCAAACACACCUGAUUUAACCUCACUUCCUAUGAAACAGUAAACUCAUGAGAAUGUGCGUGAAGCUGUCAGCCCCAGACCCUGCUUGUGAUUGAGUCUGACCAUAGGAAAAAGGGCUUUGUCCCCCCGCCAGCCCACGGUGAGUCCCCAGCCCUCCUCUGUGGUAGGGGAUGUCACACAAAGCCACCCCAACCUGGAUGUUGGGGGCUGGUGGAGGUUUGGCACCCAUCCCUUUUUCUUCCUUAGCUGUGGGGCAGGGGACUAGGAAGGCACAGCUGUAUUUAAAAAUAAGGAAAAAUGCCCAACCAAAGGAUGAAGGUGCUUGUGGCUCCCCAUGGUGCCAUGGGGGUCAGGGAGGUGGUGUGAUGCUGGGGGACAGACACUUUGCACUGGAGCUGCUGGCUCCGUCUUGCUUUGCUUCAUCUGGGGAGAAACUCCAGGUUGAAGAGGCAGCAGUGUGCUAGGAAUAAUCAGACUGUGAUGUUUGUAAUAUAUCAUCACCCUGGAUGCAACAAACUAUUUAAGUUUAAAAAAAAAUUAGAGUCUGCAUUGCCAUCCAUUUGUUCUUCAGCCAAAGCACCACAACUGAGGGCAUGAACCAAAACCGGGCAAUUACUGUAACCAAACCAGAGCUGAUGAAAGGUUUCUUCUUGUCUGAUACUGUAUCAGUAUGUAGCAAUAACUGUGAUACUACUAUUUUUUUGUAUGUCUGUUUUUAAAUUACACAUCCGUUUAGAAGCAUUGCCAAAUCCAAUGGUUUACUCGUGAACAUGCCACACACGGGCAGUCUGCAGCGGGCAGAAAUUAUUUGACCACUGACACAGGAAAAUGAAUAAGUAAUUUAUCCCAGAUCUGCUGUUCCUGGCUGCGAUCGCCCAUUUAGCAUGUAGGACCUGGACAGAAAGCUUGGCUUAGGAGACCUGGCUUCCCCUCCUGCCAGCUGGGCGGCUCCGGCAAGGCAGCAUCUGGGAUGCUGCUCUGCCCUGCCCAGUGCUCGGGGGAUUCAAAGGCUGUAGGUGUGCCAGAGCUGGGUGCUGCCAGGGUUUUGAAGGACCCAAGCUGCACUCGGGUCUUGUGGGGAUUUAGGUUUCUACCUGCCCACAUUGCAGCUUGGUUAUGCUGACCUUCCAAAUGUGAGCUGGCAUCAGGCACGGGGGCUUGGAUGCCUCCAGCUGCUGGUGGCUUUGGCAGGAGCUGGAGGUGCUUGGCCCCAGGUGAGGCCCAGCCUGUUACUGCGUGGCCAGACAGCAAACCCAGCCACGCAGCCACGAGCUUUCCCAACUGUGAACCAUCAGCUCUCCCCAUCCCCCCCGCCAGCACGCACUGUCUGCCUUGCACAUGCCCUGGCAAGGACACCUCCUCUGACCUAUGAAUUCAGGUGAAUCUCUUUGUAUAUUGUUUACUUGUUUGGAAAAAAAAAAAAAAAGAAAAAAAAAAGAAUAAGUUAAAUUUAAGUCUGUAGAAAUUAAUUUACAA
Molecule: messenger RNA, 3008 nt
Organism: Athene cunicularia (burrowing owl)
Lineage: Eukaryota; Metazoa; Chordata; Aves; Strigiformes; Strigidae
Gene: SHISA2
Product: shisa family member 2
Exons: 2
Coding region: 1-675 (224 amino acids)
Source: RefSeq, a predicted model, not a curated record